UGCCGACCUUCGUCACAAAGGCGCCACGUCGCCGGCAGGCGGCCACUGAGCCCGAAUGGCCUCGGACUACCCCGAUGACGUCACGGGGGAGACGGGCUCCGCCCCUGUGGACAUCGACGAUCUCCUCGUGCUGCUGCAGGUGGAGCAGGAGCAGAUCCAGAAAAGGACUUUCACCAACUGGGUCAACGCCCAGCUGGCAAAGAGGAGACCUCCGACUCGGGUGGUGGAUCUCUUCGAUGACUUCCGUGAUGGCUCCAAACUCUUGGACCUGCUGGAGGUGAUGAGCAACCAGCGCAUCAGUCGCGAGCGAGGGAGGGGAACCUUCCGGCACAGGAUCAACAUCGAGAAAGGCCUGUCGUUCCUCCGACACAAAUCGAUCAAACUGGUCAACAUCAACGUUCCCGACAUCAUCGAUGGGAAGCCGUCCAUCAUCCUGGGCCUCGUGUGGACCGUCAUCCUGCAGUAUCACAUCGAGGAGUUGGCCGGCGGACUUUCCUUCGGCUCGCGUCAGUCGUCCAUGGAGUCUUUGGCCAGUCUGGACUCUGGGUCGUCGCGGAGCGGUCUCUCGGCCGGCGGCGGUCCCGUCCCCUGUCGAGGGUCGCCCCUGCACGCCCGCUUCAGGCUGUCGGCCAAGAAGGCGCUGAUGCUGUGGGUCCGAGAGCAGUGCCGCAAGGCAGGAUGUUCGGUGCCGGUGAAAGACUUCAAGGGCAGCUGGCGUAGCGGCGUGCCCUUCCUGGCCAUCUUGUGCGCUCUCCGCUGCGACCUGGUGGACUUGUCCAAGGCGGCCGGCAGAAGCAACAAGCAGAACCUGGACGAAGCCUUCCGAGUGGCCGAGCGGGAGCUCGGCAUCCCGCGGCUGCUGGAGCCCGACGAUGUGGACGUGCGGGAGCCCGACGAGAAGUCCAUCAUGACCUACGUGGCGCAGUUCCUGCGCUACUCCAAAGACGGGCCCGUCUCCGAGGAAGACGCCGUGCAGAGCCGGUCCCCGCAUCCUCCGAAAGCCGCGUCUCCCGUCAGCCUGCCCGUUCACUACACUCCUGCCAUCUCCGCUUCGCCGCUGCGGCAGGCCAGCCCCGAUCGCAAGGCGCAGGAAGUGUCCUGUUGGCUUCGGCGGGCGUACGAGGAGCUGCUGGAGGGCUGGGACUCCACCCAGGGCGAGAGUUACUCCGAGCGCUAUCACGUUUUCCAGACCUUUGUGGCGUGCUUCAACGAGCAGCGGCGUCCAAUCAUGCCUCUGCUGAGCGCCGGGAGACGAAGCGCCGCGCCGAGUGAGGAGCAGCGAGGCCUCAGGGAGGCCUGGGACGCCCUCACACAAAAGCUGCGUGAGUACCAACUGGAGUUGGACAUGAGCCUGCCAGCCCCCCUGGACACGACGGGGCGCUGGCUCCUCAGCACGGAAGGCCUUCUGGCCGAGGAGGAAGGAGACCCGUGGGACCACCGCCGGUCCGCAGACCGAGCCAGGGACAGACGGGAGCAACUCCAGGUGCGCCUUGAGGAGAUGCCCCAGCAGGUCACGACCUUCCAGGCCUUCCCAAACGAGGACGAGUACGGAAACCUUUUGGUUCCCACGGAGAAGAUGGAGGAGCUGAAGAGAAGGUUCACCGCCGUGAGAGUAAGCGGCAAGUACCGCGGCCUCGAGCUGGAGUACGACGAGCACCGCCACGCGCUUCUGGAUUUGCUAAGCCGCAUCUGGAGCAAAGUCCUCUUGUGGAAGAGGCCUUACCUUUCGCCGGAGGCGGUCAGGCUUUUGCUGCGCGAGUGGCAAGAGCUGGUCACCAAUCAGGAACUUCCUUCUCUGCUGGAAACCACGCUCCGCAAGUUAAAGCAAGUUUCAGAGAAAUACUCGGGCAAGUCUGCUCUCGCCGCAGACUACUGCCGCGUUUGUCAACAAGUGACGCAACUGGAGGAAGAGGCGGCGGCCGUCUUGGCCGAAGUCCGCUCGGCCGAGGAGAAACUGGGACGGGUUCUGACGGCCUGGGACUCCUACAGCGACGGUUUGAGCUCCAUGCAGGCGUGGCUGGAGCAGGUCUCGGCCGGAUGGGAGUGCGGCUCCCAAGACAGGGUGACGUCCCAGAGCGUGACCGAGUGGGCGUCCCGGCAGGCUCACCUGAACGAGGUGGCAAACUUCCUGAUGGAGUCCGCCGACCCGCAGACCAGCGGCAGCCUGGAGCGGGAGCUGCUCAAACUCAACGCCGAUUGGGCCCAGUUCGUCCACAGAAACACCCUCGAUUGCGCCACAGACUCCGACGCCGCCACGCAGACGAGACCGGCGCACCUUCACGCUCUCGUCGAGGAGGCCGCACUUCUCUUCCAAGAGCCCGUCCAGACAACUUCAGGUCCUUUACGCACCUACAGGAAGAGAAUGCAGUUACUACUGAGGAGGCUAAAGGAAGUGGAGCUGGAGGUUCUCGAUUCUUCUCCAGAAAGUUCCGUGGCUCGUUUAGAGAAACCCAAGAUGGCUUUGAAUGAAGUGAAGAAGACUCUGGGCGAGGCAGACCAGGCAUGCGCUGAGUUGCAGCACCGUCUUUCGGGUCUCGACGGUCGCCUGGCCGAGCUUCUGCACUGGGAGACGGAGGCUCGGGAGAUGUGCCGACGACUGAGGGCCACCGAGCGACAGCGGCCGGAAGGCCAGGAUCCCGGGGCUCGGGAGCUGAUCUCUCGUGGCCUUCAGCUCGAGGGUCAGGUGGUGACAGAGGAGCAGGAUCUUCAGGCGCUGAUUUUGAGACAUCAGAAGAGCUCGCCUCUUCGGUACCUACAGGCCACCGUCAUGCAGGACCGCGUGCGAGCAGCUCUUGCGCAGUCACAGGCCAGUAGUAUUGUUCUUGCUCUUGGUUCUUUGUAUUUUAAAUUACAGGAGGCAGUUGGGAUGCUGAGCAGCUUGGGAGCAAGAAGAGACAGAAGCAGGAGUCCCACAGGUGGGCCUCCAUCCAAAGACUCCAUCCGAGCCAAAAGCACACCUCAACGACAAAGACGGUCGGACGCAACAUCGCCAACCCAGGAGUCCCCGUCAUCCCCGACGGAAUUACAUCCACGUCAAGAAACAUUUGUGCCAAACGUCGCGGUUCAGGAAUACGGAGGAGAAGGCAUGAGUUUGCCUCCUCGUAGCUCUGUGCGGGGAAUUCCAGCCGCGGAAGGUCAGACUUAUUCCCGGACGGGGACGGCUGAGCAAUGGCGGACUAUGGAGGGCGCCUUGAUGCUCCAGCAACAGCCAAAGUGUCACUGGCCACCAGUUGAGGCGCAAGAAAAAGGCAAGCCAAAUACAAGCGAAGGGGACGAAUAUCGGGAAGGGGAGGACCGGCCGUCGGUCGCGAAGGAACAAAAAGGGGGGCACUAUGAGUUGAGACAUGAAGAGGUUAAAGCAAAACUCCCUUGUGAAACCGAGACACGUGAGCUGACUGCGUCAGUAAAGAAAUCUCUCUGCGCACAAGAGCUCCAAUGCAAAAAGGACCGGGCCGCAAAGAAUCGCCCCUGGUUCCGCAAAACAGCACACCUGGACGCCCAAAGUCCAAACAAAGAUGCUGUUGAAGAACCAGUCGAGGCUGUACAAACGCAGAUGGACGAGGAGGUCGUGGGAUGUAUUGUGCAAGUUCCUCAGCAAACAGAAAGCCUUGGUGCCAAGCCCAAAUUCCAAGACACUUGUGCCGAGCGAGCAACAGAACGGAACGAAGGAGUGCGGCAAAUCCGCAAUCGGCUGAAACAAGACCAUGGACAACUGCAACCGGUUCUUGUGGUACAACAUGAGGAAAACGCACAGAAAAAUCCCAAAGCAAAAGAUAUGCCUCUCGAGCAAAGUCCGCCGCCGGCCCACAUCCUGGUUCAGUCGCGGGUCCAGCUCGAGCCUCCUGCACAUGGGCAAGUUGUAGCUCAAGGGCCGACCUGGGCUCAAGUCAGGCCUUUAUCUCCCAUGCGGGACGCAAUUCAGCCGCCCGUGCCAUCCCGCAUUCAAGUUUGCGGUCAUCCGCGGUCACGGGCCACCAUCGGGCCGCAACAGGCAACAUCCUCCCUCUCCACGCUGCGGGCUCAAACACAAUCGCAGGUACAGACACUACCUCAAAAGGCCGCUCAGCAAACGGCUCAGUCUCAAUUCAAAGUAGAGCCCGUUGCUAGGGGUCCAAACCGGUCUCCGAGCUACAUGCACUCGCUGACCCAAUCACACGGCAAAACUGAAACAAUGGGCCAGAUUCAAAGCUCGGCUCAACCAAGCACUCCUUUCAUGCACGCUCAGCCGGCAUUGUCCACCCAAGCUCUUUGGGGACCACCACCUCAUGUCCAACCGAAAAUUGAACCAAGUGCCACGCAACCCCUGACUCCAGGUCAGCAUGUAGUCCAACCUCAAGUGCAUCCAGCGAUAGAGUAUUCCCCGCAAUCUCAGCCAGCUGUCCAGAACCCAGGGCAUUUCCGACUGGGUCAAUUGCACGCGUGGCACCAAGUUGGAAGCUCAUCCGCCAUGUCGAUGCCACGUCAGGCCUUCACAUUGUCCCCUGUGAUACCGACACAAGAAGGCCGAGGCGAGCAACAGAUGUGGAUGCAGGCAGCCCAUCGUGUCGAGAGCCACCCUUUCCACCGCGCUCAGCAGUAUCCGCCCGGCGAGCAUCAGCUCCAACCUCAGACGAACGUCCACGCUCAGAUAGCUCAGCAACUAAAGCAAGCCAGACUUCAGUGUCCCCCUCAGCCUCAACAUCAACCUGAUCCGAGGGCGCCGCCCCAACCCCUCAUUCAGACGCGAGUCAAUUUGCAGCCACAGGUUCAGCUGAGCCAGUUCGAGCCUCAGCCACAGCAGCCACCUCCGCAAUUUAGACCAAACCAGCCCCAGUCUCCUUCACUGUCAGCAUAUACACCUCAACCACCGGCCGUGAUGCUGCAAAAUAAACCUGAAUCACAGGUUGCACGGCAACUUCAAAUUGAGCCUUGCACACAAACUGAGACUCAAUCCCUGCCACAAUAUGAGCCUGAAGCCCAAGGAGCACAUCAACCCAAGUUUCAGUCACCAAACCAAGCCAAGGUUUUGACACUGCCACAGUACAUGCCUGAACAGUUAACGACUCGGCCAUCCCCUCAAACCCAGACUCGAGCACUACCACGAUCUAAACCUGAAUUCCAGUUAACUCCUCGGCCCGAGGCUCAGACACUGACCCAAGGCGGCGUAUUAUCCGUGCCUAAGCCUUCGCUCCUACCUCAGUCGCCUCAAAUGGCUGUCCAGCAAGCAAUCAGCCCUUCGGCCCUGGCCCCGGCUCCUUCGCAAGUCUAUUCCGAGGCCUACGCCAAGGCCCGGGCUUUGGCACGAAAUGGCUUUGAGGAGGCCAAGCACUGCCUGCAGGAACACAUCCUGGAGGCCCUCGGUGAUGAAUGUCUACCAGCUGAACAAACAUCAGUAACAAAUACCCCGAGAACCCUGGAUCCAGAGUUGCUGCAGGAAUUCCUCAGAGCAGCUAAAGGCAUGGAGGCCUUCUGUACACCUGCGCAGCUCAGAGACAUGGAGUUGUUUACACAGUCUGUCAAGUCACAGUGGGAGGCUUGCUUCUCACCAGAGGGUAAUUUGGCCCGAGCAGGCCUGUCAGCCGAGGCUUUAAAAGAGCUGUGUGACAUGCUGAGUCCAGAGGACGCUCACCGCCUGGCCCACACUCAGCUGAGGGAGUGUGAGAGUAGUCUGGCUGCCAUCCAGCUGCAAUUCAGUGGAGACCCAGAAGCACCGCUGCAUGAUUCAAGGGUUCCCGAUCUUCUCAAUGUGGAACAGAUGCCGCCCAUAGAAAAUGCGUCUCUUGGCAAAGCACUAAUCCCAUCUGAGGUAUCAGAAACAAAACUCAAGACAGCAAAUGCCGAACAAAUGGUUCGAGGUCGCCCAUUUGUUGAUGAAGAUGGCAACACAAAGGCGGCUUUGGAGAAGUAUGAACAUUACAAGAAGUCUCUGCAAGUCCAGCUGUCCAAAAAUGAACAGAGCAUCACAGAUGUUCCCUCCGACUCUGUGACUCUCAAGGAUCUUCACAUGCGGCUCCAGGAAAUACAGUUCCUGAGGCAGGACACAGAGUCUUUGUGGCUUGAGUUUAUAAACCAGUACUCCCAACUGAAUGGAAAUGCUGGUAUGGAGCAGGAGAACUCAGAUCUUCAUAAGCAGUGGCUGGCCCAGCAGUCAUCCCUUCAGAAGAGAGGCAGUUCACUGGGUGCCGCCCUCAGGCAGAUUGACUCCACUCAGAACCACAUGGUGGACUUCACUGACCGCCUGGAUCGUUACCUGAGACAACCCAAAGACAUCACGGCCUUCACACUGGCCGACACCAACAUCCUGAAGGACAUUAAGGAACUGGAUGAAAACAUUUGGAGUGAACUGGAUCAGCUGGCCUGCCUGGAGCCAGAUUCCAGCGACCUCGAUCCCAGAGACUUCCUCCCUCUCUCCCGCGAGGUGGAAGGCCACAGGAGCAGCCUGGACCAGCUCCGCCAACAAGUUAGCAAAAGCGAGGCGGCCGCUCGCGCUUUGGAUCACUUUCUCAUGUCGCUUCGCACUGUGGAGGAGGACAUUGCCGGAGUGCAAGGUUCCCCUUGCGGCGAUGCGGCGCUUCGGCAAGCCCGUUGCACCAAACUGGCGCUGAUCAAGCAAAGUGUGGCCAGUCUGAAAGACAAGGCACCGCAGUUGGAUCUCCUGCUGCAGGGGGCCCGGCUGACGGUCACCAGGGAGGGUUCUCCUGCCUCCUGCCUGGACAUGGUCGGCGUCCUGCUGAACAAACUGGAAGAGGCUGACGCUGGGCCGGUAGGACAACAGCAGAGCCCCAUGAGAGAAAGUCAAAGUCGAUCUUUGGGCUUGAGGAAGAGGACCCUGUUGGGGGAACUGAGGAAGCUUCAGGACACCGUGGAGUUGCGAGGCCUGAACGAGGCCACCAUGCCAGCCCUGCAACACAGGCUUCGGACUCUGUCUGACUUGGAGGGCCAGCUGCAAAUUCAGAACGCUGCGAUACAAAGUCUCAAGGAACUUGCCGAGUGUCAAGGAGAAGGUCAAAACCUCCUGGAGGACCUGGAGGCGGAGUACAACCAGACUCUUUUGUCUUUGACUGACAGGAAGCAGCAGUGCAACAUCCUGAUUGAACUUCUGAAGACGUUCCAGAGCCGUCGCUGUCAUCUGAGCGGCGCAGUGCUGACAGCCGAGCAGACCAUCGGUGAGCAGGCCUCAUACAUGGGCAAAGACAACCUUCACAGGACUAUAACCAAGGUCAAGGACAUUAAGGUGAAACUGAGCGGCCUCAGUGAGCAGAUGGAUGAGAUGAGGGCAGUUAGCAGGCAGCUGCAUUCCCACCUAAAGCGAUUCCCCGACUGCAGGGAGGCACCGUUUGAGGCAGAAGCCGACACGCUGAUGGACACCUGGCUGGAUGUGACGGAGAAGAUAGACGCAUACUUGGACAACCUUCAAGUGGGCUCGGAGCUGUGGGACAAGGAGUUCAUGUUGGCCGGAGAAAUUGAUGGCUGGGCGGCCUCCAAACUGGCCUUGUUUGCAGAGAGCCACCCCUUCCACAACCAACAGCAAGUCGGCGCCAUGACGGAUGAGAUCCAGGCCUAUGAGAAAAACAUAGAACACUUCCACAAGAAGUCUACGGAGAUCCAGGAAAUGCUUCGGAGUCAAGAGGCUCCACUGGAGCUGCAAGUGAUGGAGACACAGUUGAGGAAGAGGAUGGAGCAGGUGAAGGAGCUCUUUGCUGACUGUACCGAGGUCUUUGAAGAGCUGAUGGUGGUGAAGAAACAUCUGGCCGAAAAGAUAGAGGCAUGCCUGUCGGCUGUUGAGAACAUUGAGUGCUCGGUCAGUAAGGUCGAAGCCUCAGCACCAAAGGUGGAGACCCGGUUGCAGGAUUUGUGUGACAACCUGGAGGCCCAAGAGGAGCAGGUCGAUCUGGUGCUGAGGGAGAUUGCUCUGGUCUCCAGCGUGGCCAGUCCACUGGUGCUGGAGGAACUCUCCGAGGAUUGCGGGCGACUGACGGAUGCUGUCGGUCGCACCAAAGACAUGAUCCGCCUCAAGAGAGAGGAGAAGGACAGGGGCCCGCUCGAGCUCAUCCAAGAUGAGAGGCAGUCUUUUGAGCACUGGUUCCAGAACUUGCAGCUGGCCGUCAACGAGUGUUUCGAGAACCCGGAGAGCAGAGCCGAUGUGGAAACAUCCUUACAAAGGCUCACUUGCUUUUUAAAGGCCAACGAUGCGGAGCGCCGUCUGGAGCAGCUGAGGGAGCGUCUGGAACGAGGCCGCCCACGUGUCGAUCCGCAGCAGCUGAGUGAGCUCGGCGACUGGCUGAAGGAGCAGCAUGGGGAGGUGCACACCUUCAAGGCGCACUGUUUGGACAGGCAGAAGCAAAUGGAGUCUCUGAAUUGCGACUUGAGCAGGCUGCAGACGCAACGUGACGAUUUCCACGAGUGGCUGCGGGGCAAAGAGGAACUCAGUGCGGCGCCUGGCGCGACGCAGCGCCUCCUCAAGGACCUGCGCCAUGAGAGCCAACGAGUGGAUGCGCUCGCGGAGCUGUUAGAUUCCGUGCGCCGCCGGGGCAUCAGAGCUGAGCCAAUCCUCCAGGACGGUGACGACGUCAUACAGCGCUACCGAAACCUGGAGCUCCGAGCACAGGCGGAGGCGCAUGCGGAGGCGCAGGCAGAGGCGCAGGCAGAGGCGCGCCUAGUCACGGACGGGCAGCUGGGCCACUUUGCGGCCCAGGCCGCCCACAUCCAGACCUGGCUUCAAGACCUCCGGCAUUCCCUCACUUCCUCGUGCCACGACCCGCCGCGCAAAGACGGGAGCCUCAAAGCGCAAGCUGUCUUGAGUGCCAAGGCGGAGGGAGAUGCCAAGAUGAACAGGCUGCAACUUGACAGCCGGAGCCUUUGUCAACAGGACCGGCUGGACCCGCGGCGCAAACAGGAAGUUGAGCAGUCGGUCCGAGAGCUGGAGGACGAGUGGAGGAGUGUCCUGCAGGCCGCUGAGGAUUUUGUCAACGAGGCAGAGACGCUAGCUUGCUUUGAGCAACAAGUGGAGGCUCUCAAAGCCCAGAGUCAACAAGUGCAGUCCCUGAUCGACGACUUGGAUCGCAAGCUUCGCUCUCAUGAAACGUUGCAGGAAGCCCUGCUGAGCAAACCUGCUCUGCAGUUGGCGCUGCAGCACCUAAAGGAGCAGGGCCAGAGUCUGUGCGGGAACCCGGACUUGGACGAAGGCCUUCGCCAGGAGGUCCAGGCUGUGAUGAGAGGCGCGGAGGAGCGCUGGGCAAAUGCGACGGAGGCGCAAAGCGAAGCCUCGGCCGAGAGGGAGGCCGGCGUGUUCCGAGCCCAAGUCGCCGGCACUCGGUCCUGGAUCCGAGAGCACAGACGCAACCUGCUCUCGCUUGGGGCACACAUGCCUCUCCAGGAAAGACUGCGAGUGACCCAGGCCGUUGUUUCCUGCCGAGACGAGGGCGAGCGUCAAAUCGUGGAGCUGAAGAGGGAAGCGGACCGUCUGCGGGAGAAGCUGGAUGAGAGCAGGAAGUCCGAGGUGGCCCGCCUGCUGGAAGACACGGAGCAGCAGUGGGAGUCGCUCCUGCACACCUGCGAAGAGGCCCAAACGCGAAGCCUCGCCGAUGACUUUCAGGCUCAGAGUGGAAACGUGCAGUCUUGGCUGCGAGACCGAGAGCGCCGGCUGCAGUCCGCCGGCAUCCACUCGCCACCUGAAGACAGACGACGCCUAGCGCAGGACGUACUGCAGUCCAGACCCGACGGCGACUUUCAGGUCAACAACCUGAGGAGGCGAGGCCAGACCCUGUUUGACCGGCAGGAUGUGGCGGAGGACCAAAAAUGUCAAGUCCAGCAAGCGGUCAAAGACGCGGAGGAACAGUGGAGCAAAGUUCUCCGGGCGGCCGCACGGCUGCAGGAGGAGGCUGCGACUCAGAUCGAGCGAGAGAUGGAGUCCAGGGACUCGGAGCUGAAGGAAUUCCAAAGGCUCCUGCAGGAAACGGCCGGCUGGCUCUCGGACCUGCAACGACACUUGGACUCACUCGGCGGUCUCGCCACGGCGCAAGAAGGACUGCACGCUGCGCAGACGAUCGUCAACGCCAAGCUCGACGGAGACGAGAAAGUCCAGGAGCUGACGAGACUCUGCCGGAGCGUGUGCGCUCGGGAGCCGGAGCAUCCCCGCCAACUGGAGCUUCGCAAGAGCGCUCAGGACGCCGAGGACCGGUGGAGGGGAAUCCUCCGGGGGGCUCAAGCGGCGCAAGACUCUGCAGAAAAGCAGAUGGCUCGAGAGCAGCUGUUGAAGGAGCACGAAGAGUCCGGACGACUGGUCCAAGACUGGCUGGAAGACAAGCGACGGGAUCUCGGUUCCGUUCGUGUUUACGAGGAUCCCCAAGUCGCCAUCCAAACCGCACAGGCCAUCCUGAGCUCCAAACCGGAAGGCGAUCGCAAGCUGGCCAAACUGCGGAAACAGAGUCGGGAGCUCUGCGAUCGCGCCGGCGCAGAGGACGGCGGCGAGCCAGAUUUGGGAGAAGCGCUCGAAGCCUCUGAAGAGCUGUGGGCGGAGCUGUUGCGCGACGCCGACAACUUGCUGAGCAAAGCCGAAGUCGCUUACUCGCUUUCCAGGGAGCUGCAAGCCUUCUCCAGCCGGGCGGCCGACGCCCGAGCCUGGCUGGACGCCUUGCGGGCCGAGCUGGACGGCAUCGGGACGGACGGUCGAGGCGGCCGGGCCCGGACGGAGGACGGGCUGAACGCCAUGCAUAUGAUCCUGAGCUGCAAAUCCGACGGAGACUGUCGAGUGGCGGAUCUGCAGAGACGAGCGCGCAGCCUGUGCGAACAAAAGGACUUGGAAGAGGACAGCAGACUGCGGGUGCAGUGCAAACUCAAAGAGCUGCAAGAGCAGUGGAGCGCCGUGCUGGAGGCGGCGGAAAACAGACGCAGACAACUGCAGAGUGCGGAGGACCUCCUGGUGUCCUGUCGCGAGCGGCGAGGACAAGCCGCCGCUCGUGUUGCGGAACUUGAGGCGCGGACGUCCGAUCUGCCGAGCGCCUUCCCUUGGCCCGGCCUGGGCGAGCGCAGUCAAGCGUUGGACCGAGCCCGGAGGCUGCAGGACCAGGCCGCGGCCGAGGGGCCCCUCCUCGCCGACCUGCGCGCCGAGGCCGCGCGGCUAUUUGAGCGCACCCGGGACCCCGACUGGGCCGACUCCCCGUGCGGCGGCAUGGAGGAAUCCGUCAGAGUUGUGCUCGGAGACCUAACGGAGGCCGUGGCGAGGCUGGAGCGAGGGAUGGCGGCGGAGAGGCGAGUCGCGCAGCUGCUGGAACAGCACGAAGCGGCGCAGGAUUGGUUGCGAGAGCAAGUGAAAGGCCUGCGGACUCCUCCGGAUGACGCCGCGCAUCUGCGCGACGCCGUCAACACGCUGAAGGCCUUGCUCCAGACGGCGCAGCGGGAGCACGGAGACAUGAAGGACCUGGACGUGGCCAAAGACCUUCUGCUCGGCCUCUGCACCCCAGGAGGCGCCGACGCUCUGACGCUGGCGGUCGGCCACCUUUGCGAGCUCUGCGCCGCCUCGGAGCGGGACGUGAGGGAGCGCCUGACGGCCUGCGAGGCCCGCCUGCGGGAGUCGGACCGCCGGGCGGCCCGGAAGAUAGAGGAGCUGAAAGAGAGAGCCGCCGCCUUGCUGUGGGAGCUGAGCUCGCUGGAUCGGGCGCUCGGGCCCGUCCGGCCGCAGAGCGACAUCCGUCAGAUGCGGGGGCACUGGAACAGCCUGCAGAAUUGUGGUACGUCACUGGAGGAGCUCGGCGUCCAAAUUGACGCGCUUGGCCGGGAAGUGGCCGCCGCCGGCGAGCUUCCGAGCGAAAUAACCGUCACGGCCGAGUCUCUACUCCAGCAACACGACAGUCUGCGGUCCAGACUGAGGCAGCAUCGCCAAAGCUGUUCGGCCAACGCCGCUCGUUGCCUCGGCCGUUCCUUGCGAGCCCUGCGGGACUGGAAUCAAAGCCAGCCUUCGGAAGCAUCCGGCUCAGCGCUGCAGGAGGCAGCGGACGAAGGCGAAAGGUUGCAGGCUGUCCUUCGGGAGGCGUUUCAGCAGCAGCAACAGCGGGAGUUUUUGAGUGACUGCCUGGACCGGGACGUGUUUGAGCAGCUUACGCGAGACGUCUCCGAGACUCUCGGAGAAGCGGGGAUACUUCAAACGUCCCUAGCUCAGAUCGUCAAGGAACUUGGCGUACCGAGUGAAGCAAAACCCGACGUUGUUGAUCUUCAACCCGAGGACGCAGAGACGCCUUUGGUUGCACCGCCGCGGAAAAACAAACCUUCAGCUGAGGAAAUGCCCGCGGUCUGGCAAAACGUUUCUCCGGCGGACACGCGGACGGCAGAUCUGCACACCGGAAGUGCCGCAGUUGCCCAGUUUGUCACAGAAAUUAUUGAGUCUGCCAGAACAGAGGUUGACUUACAAUCAGAUCAAGAAAGCGGAGCAACACGCGCAGCUUCACCGCUCGCCACAGAAAUCUCUGAAGUCGGUGUUGUGAAGGACGCGACAAAGAUUUCAACGCCCGUGAGAAAGUCAAAUACUGUCAAGUUCUCUCCAAAACCGUCUCUAAGAGAGCGGGCGACGAUGACCAAAGAGGACUCGGCUCCGGCCGCCACGGGGAGAAAAUCUCACCGUGACACGGAGCACGCCGUUUGUCGAGACGCAAUGGAAGAUUCCAGAAGUGCGGGAGCUUCCGCCCACGAAGAAUUCCUCAUAGAAAAUCUCGACUCUGCGAUGGCAGAGCCACACCAACGAAAAGUCGCCACGGGAAUCGGCAACAUUUGUCUUGCAGACAAAGGGAAUCUCUCGCCACCCCCAAGAAGAUCCCAAAAUGUCACGCUAACUCCGCGGCAGCCCGAAGGGGAGCCCGCGGUGGCAAAAGAAGGGCCCGCUCUGGAAGCCGACGAGGACGAGUGUCAAGAUGACAAAGGGCAUCCGGUAUGUGACCACGCCGGACGAGACUCUGAAAGUGCGGAAUCUGCGACGGUCGUCGCCGAAUUUGUCACGGGACUUAUUGAGUCCGCGAUGAGGGAUUUUCGAUCACAGAUACAGUCGGAAAGCGGGGCGGCAUCCUCGGCUCCACAAGUCGCCGCGGGAGUGCUCCAAGUUGUUCCAGUGGAGGAAGGAGAGAUCUCACCGCCCGCAAGAAAGUCAAAAAGUCUGACGUUGUCUCCCAAAGUGGCAGAAAAAGACACGCCCCUGGGGGCACGAAAAGAAGACUCUCGUGUGGAACCUGUCGAAGAAGAACCUCAAGAUGACAGCCAACACGGAAUUUGUGAGGAGGCAAGGAAAGGGGCCGAAGGUGUGGAGGCUUCCGCCACCGACGUGAUUGAACCCGCUAUGAAAGAUCCCGAUUUACUCUCAGAGUUCCACUGUAGCAAAACAUCCUCGGCUCCGCAAGUUGCCGCAGCAAGUUGGCCCGAAGUUGAAGGAGAGCUCACGGCACCCAAAAGAAAAUCAAAGGCCGCCACACUUCAUUUCGAAGACGCCGAGGUGUCCGAGCAAGCGUCGUCGUGGUGUCGCGACCAAAGUCCGCCACCGACUCCGCAGCCGCCCAAGAGGAAGUCAAAGACUUCAACCGCCUACCCGGGAAUCGUGGAAAAGGGGCCGACGGAAUCUAAAGACGAACACGAUCGACUCCGGCGCUCCGUCGUGGGAUUUGUUGGAGAAGCUCAAGAAUUGGCAGCGACUGCAAAGAGUCGGACGAUUUCACCGGACCCUCCCAAACUGUCCACCCGGAGGAAGUCCAAAAAGCACUGCGUUCCCUCCGGUUCCACCGAGCCGGAUACUGCCAUCGGCAUAGGGCCUGGCCCUGCAAGUGGGCCAAAGCCUUCCGCCGCUGUUUGGGAUGCAAAGCUAGCGCCGCCCAAAAGAAAGUCCAAGAGUUCAAAGGCCUCUCCUGAACUUCAGAAAGGGGAGGAUCAAACUAUUCCAAAAGAAGCCGAACCGCCCGGCGAGGAACGCGCCUCACCCAUGUGUGAACUUCUGGCAGAAGCGCAGAAUGUUCCAGAAACGAUCUCACCUGGGCAAACGAUAGCACCGACGGAAACCGUUAUCGCUUUGGAACUGCCGGAAUCCACAAGAGGAAGACCCGCCGAUGCCAAAGACCACAAUGUCCUGCUCCAGGUUGCCGCUGAUGAUGACCACGCCAACCUAGGAAAAAGAUCUGCGCUUUUAGACGCAGCCCGUGAGAGCGCAGCCUCGGAUACGUUGGAUAUGCAGCACCAAGUCGCGGAUGAAAGCUUUUCUGCCGUAAGCCCCGCCCAACGCAAGGACUUGGGCCAAGGGGAGCCUCCGGUGGUUUUUGCAAGACUUCAGACAAAUGCAACCGAAUUGAUCGAAAUUGUAUUGUUUGAGCAGGCCGGGGAAAGGACCGGCCAGAGUGCGACUCCGGUGGAACUCGACCGGGAAAGUCCGACUGGCGCGGAGGAGCGCGGAGCCUCCACGUCUGCGGGUGCUUUUCAACAUACUCCCGUGACAAUUCACGUGGGGCCUGAUGUGCAUCUUGAAGUCGAGGUAAGAGCAUGUGCGGAGGAGAAAAACAAACUCCAAACAGGAACGAAGGAGGGAGAGAAAGCCGCAGGUGACGUGUCACCGGGCGAGAAACCAGACACCAGCGCAGAGAGACAUCGCGCUCAGAGCCAUGCGGGUGAACCUGAGAAAGACAGAAAUGAGUCCAACUCCAACGAGAAGGCGCCGCAGCUCGCCGACACCGCCCUGGAAAGACCAAAAGUCCCACUUUUGACCCACGCCGGGCACACGAGUCUUUUUGAACACGGAGAAAUCCAAAAGAAGGAAUCGAGCCGGGAAUCACCCGUCCAGAUUGAGAUAACAGUCAAGCGAGGUGACGUUGCGCCCGUGGAGUCAUUAAUUAAGAUGCCUCCAGAUAGCCUCGCCGAAGCUCCCCCACAGCCGGACCCCGGUGCACCCUCUCGGGCCCAGACAGAAGACCGGAACAACAGUGCAAUAAAAGACAAAGCUGGCACGUUGGCGCAAAAGGAAACUGAAAAGGUAGUCAAGAUUGAAGCGCAAGAUGUUUGCCACACAGCCGCCACAACAAGCGCCUUUGGGAACCGCGAAGCCACGGUUGAGCAAUCGGAUUCGGAUAACGAUGUGCCAGAAAGGUCUCGGUUGAGAGACAUCUUCGAUGAACUCGAGGCAGACGCGGACAAGGAGCUCCGCGAUGAGGACUCCUGCGAGGAUUGUCUGGCAGAGCUGAUGAGCUCCCCCAGCAGCGACUCGGACGGUCUCCUGUGCGGCCUCGUGUCAGACCUUCUUAGCUGUAAGAAUCGUUCGGCCGAGCUGCAGCUCGACCCUAUGAGGCGGCAGGUGAAGGAGGCUGAGAAGUGUCGAGAGACGGCCCGGGAGCGGGCAGCGCUGCUGCGCCGGCAAAGGGAAGCCGAUGCCGACGGCUCGGACGCUCUGGAGUACUUGGAGAAGCGCUGGAAUGCCGUCGCUCGGGAUGCGGCCGCGGUCGUCCGAGAAAAAGAGGACCAGCUGCGGGUUGUGCAGGACUUCUGGCGCCAAGAUCUCAAAGCCAAGACCGCAUUGGAAAGUCUGGCCGCUGAACUGGAUGUGUCGAGGCUUUUCCCAGCAGAGAGCUGCCAUGAAGAGGCAGAGCGCCUGAAGUCCACCAAGAGCGCUCUUGAGGAGAAACGCAGCGUCCUUGGGGAGUUGCUCGCCGCCCAUGCGAAGCUGCGCCCUCUUCUCGGCCGCGCUCAACAAGCGGCUGCCGCAAAUACGCUUGGUGCCCGACAUCAGGAGUGGAGAGACCUGGAGAGAGCCGCGCAAAAGGCCUCGCAUCGUACGGACGCUCUGUCCCGCGGCUGCGGCCGCCUUUUGCUGGAGCUGUCCGAUCUGCGGGGACGCUUGGAGUCCAUCGGUCAAGAGCUUGAAUCCGAAGCCCCCGAAGGCUCCCCGUGGGAUUGCCAGAAAGCAAAGCGGCUGUUGCUCGCGCACGCCGAGGUGAAAGCCGCCCGCGUCACAUUCGACCAUUUGAAGGAAGCGUCGGAGGCCCUGCCCUCAAGUUUAUGGCCAAAAGAACGAGACGAGAUCACAAAAGCUCUCCUGAAUGUCAAGGACCAACUUUGUCUGACGGACGAAUGGAUGGCCUCGCAAAUCCACAUAAGCGCUCAUCCAGUCACCAACAAAGUUGUGACCUUGGGGAGGGACGGCCUCUCGUGGGCCCUGCAGAUGGAGAGCACCGUCGAGGGCGAGCGCCGCGGGGUGCCCCUGCUCCCCGAGGAGGUUCACCGGCAGCUCGGGGCCUUCGAAAAACUGCGGUCCCGGGUCGCAGCCGAACGGGGGCAACUGGAGAGCCGGGCGAAGGCGGCGAGAGAACUCCUGCCGCAGCUGGAGCAAACGGAGGAAAUGCCGGCGAUGCGCUGCGUGCUGGAAUGUCUCGAGGAACGCUCAAAGUCGCUCGCCGCGAAGCUGUCCGAGGCCGUGACCGAGAUCCAAUCGGGGCUGCGGGUCAGAGAAAAACUGUGGGAGCGCAUCGCGGGUCUCGAUUCCUGGGUAGGGACGCAUUUGCGAAGAGAGACCGCAGAGGCCGUCGGGGAGGAAUCGGCGACCGAUCGCGGCGGUCGGGGGAGCCCGGGGUGGCUCGUCGAGGCGCAAGAGCAGUCCGCUGCCUGCGAGGAACUGCUAAUGCAGAGUAAAGACAUGGCCUCUGAGCUCAGCGUGGCAGAGAACUGCCAGCUUUUCGACAAGCUCACCGACCUCCGGGAAGACAUCGACGGCAUGAUCCUCCGCCAAAGGGCCCAGAGAAAUGAGUUGGAGCAACACGUCGACUCCGACGGGGGAGAGCUUCUUGCUGUUGAGCGAAGCCUCAGGCGGGCGCAAGAGCAGCUGGACCGACUGCGCUUCCCCGUCACCGCGGAAUCCCCGCGCGCUUUGGAGUCUUUGAAGCGCACGCUUUUGGAGCACAAGUCCGAGAUUGACCUUCUCCAGCCCCGGAUUCAGCAAGAGAAGACCGGCGAAUUGUACUCGGUCGUCGCCAAACUUCACAACCAACUAACGAGCGCGCAGUGCAAGGCCAAAGAGCACGAAAAGUACCUCCGCAUGAGGGGGAACGUAGAGGACCUCGGAGAGGCCGUUGAGCAACAACUCGCUCAGACCAAAGAGGUCAGACGGGUAGAGGAGCAGUACAAGAUCUACCAGAAGCUUCUGUUUCGCUUGGCCCUGAUGAAAAGACUUUGCGAGGAGGUUGGCGCUCAACUCCAGAUGAUCUCGACCGACUUGGACCCCGCUCAGCUGUGCUCGGAGCAACAGAGACUCCGACGCGGCGAGGAGAACUUUGAAAAGUGGCAGGCGAAAACCCUGAAGGAUCUCGGCGUCGUCGAGCGCUCCCUGCUUCAAGAUCUGCAUUUCGACUCGGAGAGCAAAGCUCUGCGCGCUUUCCUCCGGGAUGCUCGCCGGCAGCUCCGGGACCCCGCGCCGAUGACGCCCGACGAAGCUUGCCUGAACAAGGAAUUUCAGAAAACGCUCUUUUUGAAAAAGACCGUCGAGUCGUGUGCCAGAGCGCUGGAGGUUCUCCGGGAGAGUGCGGGCGACAAGGAACGAAGCCAAUCGUUGGAUCUUGAAGACUUGACCAACUGCCUUCGACGUGAAUGCGACUCCCGAAUGGAGAGCAUUUGCGAUGCGAGGACAUCGCUGAGCAACUACGCCCGCACCGUCAAGCAAGCGCUGCAGUUCUUGAGUGACGUCGAGGUGUCUUUGCUGCCCCUUCACGCUCUGGCCGGAGUCUGCCGCGAAAAUCUGGAGGAGACCCGGCAGAUCUUGGCCUCGCUGGAGGAUGGUUUCCAGACUCACUUGGAUGGGCUGAGCCAAGUUGUCCUGCAUCCUUUCCUGUCCCCCCCGGAGGCGGAGCGUCCCCAAGAGAGCGUUCUGAGCCGGCUCCUGGUCAGGAUGUCCACGCUGAAAGCAAAAGGCUACCUUCAACUGGAGAAUCUCAGCAGCUGUGCUGAAAGCCACAGAAAACAUACCAAAUCGCUUGAAGAAAUCAGUCAAAGUGUGAGGAAAGCCGAGGCCGGCCUCGAGCACUUUGACUCUCAGGAGCUCCUUUCUCUGGACGACUGCACCGAGCAGCUGCAGAAGCUCGAAGUGCUGCAGGAGGAUCUGGACUCUGCGCAGAAGCGUCUUGAGGAGACGGAGGAGCGGUGCCCGCGGCAGAGGUGCCGAGGGCCACGGGAGACCGCCGCGCUCGCCGCCUGGAGACGGGUGACCGAACUGGGCCUUUGCUCGCAGCGGCUGACUGCCCGACUCAAACGGAGGAUCGUCGAAUGCAGUGAGGUCACAUGCGCCGUGGGGAACGCCGCCGCCGCACUGCGGCGCGUGGAGGAGGAGCUCCCCGAGCCCGCCCCGUUGACGGCCUCCGCCGAAGAACUGGUGGACCUGCGGCGGUGCUGGGAACAAUGCCGGGACGGGCUGGACUGUGAAGACGGCGCGCUCGGCGCCCUGGAAUUGCGCGUGGCCAGGCUGCUGGGUGUGCCCGUCAACGCCCAGCAGGCGGCGCCGACGCCCCUCUGUCAGCAGCUGCAAGCCGCGCGGAACGCCCACAGCAGGGUUAAGCGGAGGAGCCGAGAAGUUUUGGAGCGGAUCGAGUCGGAGCUGGAGGAGAAGGAAAAAAUGCAGGAGGAACUGCGGGCGCUUCAGGUUUGGUUGACGGCGGCCGACGGUCUUUUGUCAGAGAUCGAGCCGAGCGGUGGCGCGGCGCAAGCGGAGGCCAUCCGCAGCCAGUGGGGCGCCCGCAACGCGCUCCUCCGCACCAUUCGGGAGAGGCUGAAGGCAAAGUACUCGGAAUCCGACGCGGUCCCGGCGGAGAUCGACGGCCGACUGCGGGAGCUGCAAAAGUCUCUGGAGCGAGUCGGGGCCAAGGCUGAAGAGGCCACGCAGAAGAGCGCAGCCGCGCGCAGAAUCGCAGCCGAACUGCUGGAGGCGCGAGCCGGCCUGCGCUCGGUGCAGGAGAGGCUGCGAGGCCCGAGUUCCGACGUGGCGGACGCCAAACGCGCUCAGAAGCUGCUGCGCCACGAGCUCGACGAGUGGCAACCGCGCGUGGCGGCGCUGGAGGCGGACGUGCGGGGCCUGGAGACUCCCCGGGAGGAGGAGGCGGCGGCGCUCACAGAAGGACUGCUGGAGGUGCGGCGGCUUCACGCGCAACUCUCCGAGCGGGCGGAGCGGAAGGCGCAACUCGUCAGCAAGGCGCAAGCUUGGCUCGAGGAGCAUCGGGAAAUGAUCGGCAGCUCCAAGAGCUGGAUCUUGGAAUGGCAAUCGUGGCUGGCCGCCCCCCGCGCGUACGCCACCUCCAAAUGUCUGAGCGAGCACGUCGGAGCUCUGCAGACGGUGCUGAAGGACGCCGCGCAGAUCCGAAAGACCUUGGAGGCUUUCUCUUCCGUCCUGGAGCAAAUGUCGGAGGCGGUGGAGGUCUCGGCUCUGGCGGAGCAGCUGGCGGAAGCCGACCGGCAGCUGGCGGGCGUUCAGGACCGCUCGGCCGAAUCUUUGGCUCGACUCGAGCGCGCCGCCGCCGAGGUGAAGGCGAUGGAGACCGACGCCGGCGAGAUGGAGAAGGACGUCGCCGAGAUCGAGAGCGCCUUCCGUUCCCCGGAGACCUUUUCCGGCCCCGACCCGGAGAUGCUCCGGCGGAGGAUCCGCGGCGUGAGGAGCGCCGUCGCCGACUUCCAGGAAGCCAGAUCGCGCCUCCGUCUUCCGGAGAGGGCGGACGAGACCUUGACCGUCUUCGGGGUCGUGGAUCGGCUCAAAGCCUUGCUGCCGGACCUGGAAAAGAAGCUCAGCAUCCGGGAAGCCGAACCUCAGCGGGCGACAUCCCCAACGGAAGAGAGCGAGGCGGUGGGCAUCGAGGCUGCCCCCGCGGAGGACGACACGGCGCGCCACGCCGGGGCCUCGCCGACGAUGCCGGAAACGGCCGCGCCCGAGCGCGGCGGUGGCUCCGGGAAGGCCGACGGCGUGCCGCCGGGGCGUGCCGGGGAAAGCGGACGCCGGGCGGGGGAAGUGGAGGCGGGCGCCGGAGGUGUUUUGUGGUGGCUCUGGGCUACUUUGCCGGGUGCUUCUUCGCCAGAGGGUUCCGGUGGCACAGACGGGAGUUCCUCGGUGGAUUCGUCAGCCGCUCCCGAGUCUUCCCCCCGGUGUCCGAAUGACGGCGGUCGCGCGGUAAACACCUCCGCUUCCACUCCGGCCUCCCAGCAGAGAUCGUCAGAGAGGGACGCGCCGCUGCGGGCAGAGGCGGACCGACUCGACGAGCCCAACUCGUCGCAGGCCGGGACGGACGACGUCCGAGUGGCGCCGCAGCCGGUCGCCUGCCAGCACUUUACGUCGCAGAGGGAAGACUUUGAGGGGAGCCGCGAAGGGAUCCUCGCGUGGCUGACGGAGAUGGACUUGCAACUCACCGACGCGGAGUACUUCUCCAACGGCGACGCCGAAGACCAGAUGAGGCGGCUGAAGGAGUUCCGGCGCGAGAUUGCUCCGAACGCCGACAAGAUCGACACCCUGAUCGUCUUCGGGGAGAACCUGAUGCGGAAGAGCGCCCCCCCGGACGCGGCGCUCAUCCAAGACGAGCUGGAGGAGCUGCACUCGUAUGGCCAGCAAGUCUUUGGCCGCGCGGCGCGUUUCCACCGCCGGCUGCUCCAUCGCCGGCCGAAUGAAGUGCCGGAGGAGGAGGCGGAGGAUGAGGAGGAGCUGCCGUCGGACCGAGCGAGUGGCCCGCCUUCUCCCUUCAAGGACGCGGGCCGACGGCGGGCCUCGCGCCGGCCGCCGCCUCCGGAGCGCUUCGGCGGAAGAGAGACGCCCGUGGCCGUGGACUCCAUCCCGCUGGAGUGGGACCACACGGCGGACGUGGGAGGCUCCUCGUCGCACCGGGACCACGAGGAUGCCCAAGAUGCCGCCUACAUCGGUGCCCCGUCAGCGACGCCGGCGAGCGACGCGGCGUGCCGCCGCCGUCCCGUCUCCCCGCCGAGGACGGCGCCGGGGCGAAAAGUCUGCAGCGCCGCCUUUCACCAGCGGGGCUACGUCAAGCUGAUGUCCGAGUGCAGCGGGAGCAUCGACGACGUCAAGCGAGUCAAGUCCGUCCUCGGCGACGACCGCCCGCCCCUUCUGCCCGGUCUGAACGCCGACGCCCACGCGGCUACGGGUGUGAUGGAGCGCUGGGAGGUGGCGCGGGCCCAGGAGGUCCGCCGGUACGACCGUGGCGAGGACGGCGGCGAGGACCCGGAGCGAUGGCGCGAGCUCGAGGCCGAGCUGCGUGAUGUCACUUCCUGGCUGGACGCCAAGCUGCCCGAGCUGGAGGCGCUGCAGAAGCUCUCGCCGUCCACCGGCCUCAAAGAUUUUGAAGACAACGUCAGGACGCUGAAGGAGACGCAGGGGGCCUUCUGCGUACGCAAGCGCGCCCUGAUCUCGCUCAACCUGGCCGGCGGCGGCUCGGACGGACGGCGGGCGCGGGAGCUGCGGGCGGGGCUCCGCUCGGCCAAUCGCGGUUGGAUGCGAGCGUGCGGUGCGCUGGAGCGCUGGGAGGCGGGGCUUCGCGCCGCGCUGGCGCAGUGUCAGGACUUUCACGAGUCGCUGCAUUCGUUGCUCCUGUGGAUGGCUCGAGCGGAGCAACGACUGUGCGCGGCGGCCGCGCGGCGGCAUCGCCCCUCGUACGCCGCCCUGUCGGAGGGACGCGACGCGCUGCAGGCUUUGCUGGAGGAACUGCGGGAACGUCAGGCGGCCGCCGCGUCGUUGCGUGCCGCGGCCGCGCGGCUGCUCCUGGAGGCGGGCAGCGACCGCGAAGACCGCGCGGAGGCCGGGGAGAAAGUCCACGCGGUGGGCAACAAGAUGGAUCUGCUGCUCAGGCACGUCCACGGGAGUCUCGCCGCCCUCGACCGGGACCUCAAACGGCAGCAGGAGGAAGGGGAGGAGCCGGCAGAUGAUGGCCAGGUGGACAUUCAGAAAAGGGGGCGGGAUGGCGGCGGCGCCCCCCCCGGCCGCCGCCCCCUGUUGCUGCGCCUCCUGCGGGCGGCGUUGCCGCUGCACGCGCCCUUCUUUCUGCUGCUGGCGUUGGGCUGCUCGGUGGCGUCGCCGGACGAGCGGCCGUCGCCCCCCGGCUGCUCGCUGGCCAACAACUUUGCGCGCUCCUUCUCCCCCAUGCUGCGCUACAUCAAUGGACAAUGAUGCAGGCUGACAAAG
Messenger RNA from Hippocampus zosterae (dwarf seahorse), 22138 nucleotides. RefSeq names its product spectrin repeat containing, nuclear envelope 2b (gene syne2b). Bases 56 to 22123 code for a protein of 7355 amino acids. The record is from RefSeq and is a predicted model, not a curated record. Gene Ontology annotation, cellular component: membrane. Lineage: Eukaryota; Metazoa; Chordata; Actinopteri; Syngnathiformes; Syngnathidae. The transcript is spliced from 89 exons. Gene Ontology annotation, molecular function: protein binding.